Messenger RNA from Staurois parvus, 338 nucleotides. Lineage: Eukaryota; Metazoa; Chordata; Amphibia; Anura; Ranidae. The record is from the annotation of a GenBank genome assembly.
ACAAACACAAACGGAGACACCUGUACACACACACAGACAUGUACGUACACACAGAAACAUGUACACACGCACAGAGACACAUGUACACACACGCACAUACAGACACAUGUACUGUAUACACACACACAGGCACGUACAGACAUGCAUACACAGAAAUACACACGUACAUACAUACACAGACACAUGUACACACACACAUGUACAUACAUACACAAAACACAUGUAUAUGUACACACACACACAUAUAUGUACAUACAUGCAGACACAUGUACAGAUACACACAUGUACAUACACAGACACAUAUACAAGUGUACAUGCAUACACAGACACACACAAAC